AUGGAUGGGCUGUGCAAGGGUGAAGAGAGGGAGGAGAGAUCCCUCUCCUCAGAUGCUUUCCUUCUAAACAAGGCUGAGGGCGGUCUAACUGCCCUGGGCAGGGAGACGGACGGAGCACAAAUUGAAGUGAUACCAUGCAAAAUUUGUGGUGAUAAAUCCUCUGGAAUACACUAUGGAGUCAUCACAUGUGAAGGCUGCAAGGGAUUCUUUCGGAGGAGUCAGCAGAACAAUGCAUCCUACUCCUGUCCAAGACAGAGAAACUGUUUAAUUGACAGAACCAACAGAAAUCGUUGCCAACACUGCCGACUGCAGAAAUGUCUUGCCCUGGGAAUGUCUCGAGAUGCUGUGAAAUUUGGAAGAAUGUCCAAAAAGCAGAGGGAUAGCUUGUAUGCUGAAGUGCAGAAGCACCAGCAGCGACUGCAGGAACAGCGGCAGCAGCAGAGUGGCGAGGCAGAAGCCCUCGCCAGGGUUUACAGCAGCAGCAUCAGCAAUGGCUUGAACAAUCUGAAUAACGAAACCGGCAGCACCUACUCAAACGGGCAUGUCAUCGAUCUGCCGAAGUCUGAGGGCUAUUAUAGCGUGGAUUCUGCCCAGCCCUCCCCAGACCAGUCGGGGUUAGACAUGACUGGAAUCAAACAGAUAAAGCAGGAACCUAUCUAUGACCUCACCUCUGUACCAAACUUGUUUACCUAUAGCUCUUUCAACAACGGGCAAUUAGCUCCAGGGAUAUCCAUGAGUGAAAUCGGCCUGUAUGAAGGUACCCAAUGGCUUGGAGAAUGGCUUACAUUCCUACCAGAAUUAAAGAAAGAUCGAAUUGCACAGAAUAUCAUUAAAUCUCAUUUGGAGACAUGUCAGUAUACAAUGGAGGAAUUACAUCAGCUAGCAUGGCAGACCCACACAUAUGAAGAAAUAAAGGUUUACCAGAGCAAGACGAGAGAAGCUCUGUGGCAGCAGUGUGCCAUUCAGAUCACCCAUGCUAUCCAGUACGUGGUGGAGUUUGCAAAGCGCAUUACAGGCUUCAUGGAGCUCUGCCAGAAUGACCAAAUUCUCCUUCUUAAGUCAGGCUGCUUGGAAGUGGUUUUGGUGAGAAUGUGCCGUGCCUUCAACCCACUUAACAAUACUGUUCUGUUUGAAGGAAAGUAUGGAGGGAUGCAAAUGUUUAAAGCUUUGGGUUCUGAUGAUCUGGUAAAUGAAGCAUUUGACUUUGCAAAGAAUUUGUGUUCCUUACAGCUGACUGAGGAGGAGAUUGCCUUGUUUUCAUCUGCUGUUCUGAUAUCACCAGAUCGAGCCUGGUUAAUAGAGCCAAGGAAGGUCCAGAAGCUUCAGGAAAAGAUUUACUUUGCACUUCAACAUGUUAUUCAGAAGAACCACCUCGAUGAGGAGACAUUGACAAAGUUAAUAGCCAAGAUACCAACAAUUACUGCACUUUGCAACUUGCACGGAGAGAAACUGCAGAUGCAAAAAGCAGAACUGCAAAUGAAUCAUGACGUACUGGGUAAAAAUCUGGCUCCAUUGAAACCAGCGGCAAACCCUUCACUGAUUUCAACAGUGCCAGGAGUUCAUCCAGCAUUUUUACAUCUGCAAUUCUCUUCUGAUCUUUCUCCCUUGUUUAAUAUAAUUGACCUUAUUUAUGUGUAUGUGAGUAAAAAGACAGCCUGAUUCAUUUAGAAAGUGACCAUUGAGGGUUUUUUAUCAUGAAUCUUGUAGGACCAGCAUACUUGUCAAAUGAAAAGGUUCUAUAUUACUUUAGAAUGUAAUAGAUCUUUGUCUUAUUUUAUGACCUGUAAAUUAUUAGUUAAACACUGUUAGCAUUUCAUAAUAAUGCACACAUGAUUUUUGAAUGUUUUCUGUAAAUGACAAUCAAUGUUGAUGAAGUUCCUUUCUUUAAUGCAAAAUUAAAAAAAAAAAC
Cyanistes caeruleus (blue tit) is the source of this 1909-nucleotide messenger RNA. The record is from RefSeq and is a predicted model, not a curated record. NCBI's taxonomy places the organism in Eukaryota, Metazoa, Chordata, Aves, Passeriformes, Paridae.